AUGCAUUCUUUCCUUACAUUACAAAUCGUUGUUCUGGGCUUGAGCUUCAGCACCUUCUUGUCCGCAGCGCAAGCCGUCGCGGCCUCUUCUGAAAUAUCCCCUCAUACCAUCGCUAGUCGAAAUCACAGGCGACAUCAUGCCCGUAAACAUCGUAGAGGCAAACAAACAAGCUGCUAUGUCUCGAACAAGAAGAAAACUAAGACUUCUUACAAAGUUAUCACCAAGCAACUAAAUGGACAUGUCAGCGUCAACUCAACCAGUUCCGAAACGCACGACUCAAGCUCUCCUGAUACCUUAAUGGGCCUAGUACCUGGCCAACUCACCGCAAACAAUGUCUAUAUUGGGUUCUUGCCUGACGAAGGUGACGCCGGUGGUAGCCGAACAACUAUGGCUCAAAUCAACGAGGCCGUUGGUACCAAGUCAGCUGCCUAUGGCUGGUAUGCUCAAGCACAUAGUGGAACUCCUUUCGAUGGAUCACAACUUCUCGCAGUUAUGGAAGACGUCAAAGCUUGUAAUUGCGUGUUCCAACCAGCCGUGAUGCCUAUUGGCGGAUGGGAAGGCCUCACCGAGUCUGAUAACAGUCAAGCAAUUGCGAUUGCCAAAGUUAUGAAGAAAUUCACUGAUCAGGGCAUUCCUGUGUGGCUGAGGUUUGCUCAUGAGAUGAAUUACUAUCAAACCGAUGGUACAUACGUUGGCAAUGCUAACGACUUCAAGGCAGGCUGGGCAGCAGUAGCAGCGGCUUGUAAGAAGAUCGCACCUGAGGUCAAGAUGUGGUGGACUCCAAAUGUAGCAGCAGACUCCAGCUAUGCUAGCUACGCUCCGGAUGACAUGUCCACUGUUGAUCUUGUCGGAAUUGACUAUUACCCAAAGUCAAUCUCCACCGGUACUGAGUUCGUCGAUACCAUGAAAGGAUUCCAUGACAAGUAUGCUGUAGACGGUAGGAUGUUUGCCAUUGGUGAAAUCGGACUGGGAUACGCAGGUUCGAAAGCUGACAGAAUCUCCUGGUUGAAGCAAAUCAUCGCCGCCAAGGACCAACUUCCUCGAUUCAUCAACGUCUCUUGGUUCAAUUUCCAAAAAGGUUAUGAUUUCAGGAUUGUGGAUGUUUCCGACGGUGGAUUAUUGGGUUUACUGAAGGGCCUCUUGUCCCUUUGA
Messenger RNA from Melampsora larici-populina 98AG31, 1152 nucleotides. Its product is annotated as family 26 glycoside hydrolase. Gene Ontology annotation, molecular function: mannan endo-1,4-beta-mannosidase activity. The record is from RefSeq and is a predicted model, not a curated record. Gene Ontology annotation, biological process: substituted mannan metabolic process. The transcript has 6 exons. Bases 1 to 1152 code for a protein of 383 amino acids. Lineage: Eukaryota; Fungi; Basidiomycota; Pucciniomycetes; Pucciniales; Melampsoraceae.